CUGAAUGUGAGAGUGAACAGUUUGCAUGUGGGGAAUACAAGUGGAACCACACCUAUUGCAUCCCGACCUACCAGCGUUGUGACAAAAUAGACGACUGCAGUGACAAGUCUGAUGAGGAAGGAUGCUUCUACCGUUCCUGCCUUCCUGAGGAUCACAAGUGUGGUUCUGGGCUCUGCAUUCCACCCACUAAAAAAUGUGAUGGCUACUUUGACUGUCGUGAUGAGACGGACGAAGUGGGCUGCAACAUGACCUCGUGCCCUAAGAACAAGUUCCGCUGUAAUGAUAAAUGUAUAGAAAAGAGUCAGAAAUGUGACCACAGAAAUGACUGUGGUGACAACACUGAUGAAAAUGAUUGUGAUUUCCCAGCAUGUCAUGAGGAACAGUUCCGAUGUGCCAAUGCUCUGUGCAUCCCUCGCCGGUGGCACUGUGAUGGUCACAAUGACUGUCCUGAUGCUUCUGAUGAACAAAACUGUACAGCCAUCGCUUGUCCAGACUCCAAAUUUUUAUGUGCCAAAGAAAAUCGAUGUAUUGAAAAGUCAAAAUUAUGUGAUAGUCAGAGGGACUGUGAUGAUGGCUCGGAUGAACGAACUGCAUGUUCGGCAGAAUUAUGUCCCAGUCUUGGGUGUGAGUAUGCAUGCAGGGCCUCUCUUGCUGGUGGUGAGUGUUACUGUCCGCCAGGGAAACAAGUCUCCAAUGAUACAAGAACCUGUAUUGACAAGGAUGAGUGCAAGGAAUGGGGCCACUGUGACCAGCAGUGUGUCAACACAGAUGGGUCUUUUAAGUGCCUGUGUACCCGAGGCUUCAUACUUCAAGACAACACUCACUGCUCAGCCUCUAAUGUUCCUGAUAAGAUGAAGAUGACUCUCUACUUUACCCAUCACGACAAAGUCCUUAAGGUACAAGAUAUUCCAGGAAUGGAACCAGAUAUUGUGGUAAAUGCUACCUCUGCUUGGGGUUUAGACUUUCAUUAUAAGAAGGACCUCCUUUACUGGUCAGACACAGAAACAAGAAAGGUUUAUUCUCAAAAACUACGUGGGUCAGCCAACAAUGCAGCCGAGACAACAUUGACUCUCCCAGGAUCAUUAACACCCGGAGCCUUGGCUGUCGAUUGGGUUGGAGAUAAACUCUAUGUGGUAGACAUCUUGGGUCAGAAGAUUGAUGUGUUUCAAAUUCUUGGCCGAUAUCAUGCUAUUGUCUUAUCCAACAACAUCACUGAACCUCAAGAUAUUGGAUUAGACCCAACCAGAGGCCUGAUGUUUGUAGUCGACCAUGACCGUAUUUUCCGAGCAAACAUGGAUGGCACCAACUUACAGGCUCUCGUGAGGGAUGUCAUUUACAAGGCCUCGGGUAUUGCUGUAGACAUCAUCAGCAAGCGAAUAUUUUGGUGUGAUUCUCUCUUGGACUACAUUGAAACUGUAACUUAUGAAGGAACUGGUCGAACUGCCAUUGUUAGGGGAUCUACUAAUGUUCCAGCACCAAACCGUUUAACAAUUUUUGAGAGCAAAAUUUACUGGACUGACAGCACUCGACAGGGUGUCAUUCGCAUAGACAAAUAUGAAGGAUCACAAUCAAUUCAUCAAGUGUACCGAAACUCAGGGAAGACUCAAGACCCCAAAGCAAUAAAGGCUGUUCAUGGACUGAUGCAGCCUCAUGUCCCAAAUCCAUGUUCAAGUGAAAAUGGUGGACGUUCAAAUGGUGGAUGUGACCACAUGUGCAUCGUGACACAUGCAUCAACAGGCCUGGGCUACCGCUGUGCUUGUGAUAUUGGAUACAGACUCAACACAGAUCAACGGAGAUGUUCAAUGGUAACGGAGUUUUUGAUGUAUUCACAACAAAAAUUCAUCAAAGGGCAGGUUUUAGAUCCUGUUUCUGAGAAUUUUAAUGAUGCCAUCAACCCCAUUGUGUCGAAAGCUGCAAGAUUUGUGGGUCUUGAUUUUGACCACCGCAAUGACUACAUCUACUACUCAGAUGUCAGCCUGGAUGUUAUUUACAGGGUGAAGAGAAAAGGAACUGGCCGGGAAAACUUAUUAGCUUCUCAAAAUGAAGGUGUCGAAGGGCUAGCAUUGGACUGGGCAUCUGGGAAUCUUUACUACAUUGAUAGUCGCAAAGGAACACUAAAUGUACUGUCAACAGAGAAGCCAGAAUAUAGAAAAGUUUUGCUCACUGAUCUCAAGCGUCCAAGAGCAAUUGUUGUCCAUCCUAACAGAGGGUAUGUGUUUUACUCUGAGUGGGACCGUCCUGCUAACAUCAGCCGUGCUUAUCUUGAUGGCUCCAAAGUUAUGGUAUUCCGCAAUGUGUUGCUUGGCUGGCCAAAUGGUUUGUCGAUAGAUUAUGAAACAGACCGCAUAUACUGGUGUGAUGCCCUUCUAGAUCACGUACAACAUGCUAAUUUGGAUGGCACUGAUGUCCGAACUAUUAGCUCUCAGAGCAUUAGACAUCCAUUCUCCCUUGUCAUCUAUGAUGAUUGGCUGUAUGUAACUGAUUGGCGCCGUGAUGCAAUUCUACGGAUGAAUAAAACUGAUGGUUCCCAGGAGAGAACUGUGGCGCAAGUUGCAGAGAGUAACCGUUUGUAUGGUAUCCGUAUCUACAGUCUCAAAGCUCAGCAAAUUAUACCAGGGCAUCCUUGUAAGAGUGAAAACCAAUGUGAGAAAUUCUGUUUCCCAGUUCCUGUUGGUGAUACAGAAAACUUGAAAGCCCAGUGUGACUGUCCCUUAGGAGAGAAGAUAAACUCAGAUGGCCAGACUUGUCAACUUGACCCUGAUGCUGAACCUGUGGAUCCACCUUGUGCACCAUGGGACUUCACUUGUGCUAAUGGUCGAUGUAUACAGAAGACUUGGGUUUGUGAUGGCGACGAUGAUUGCCUUGAUAACUCGGACGAGGAGCAGAACUGUACGGAGGCCACUUGCCGGGAGGCAGAGUUCCAAUGUGGGUCUGGAAGAUGCAUCCCCAAUACCUUCAAGUGUGAUUCAGAUAAUGAUUGUGGUGAUUUUUCAGAUGAGACUGGAUGUAUCAAUGUCUCCUGUGAAACUUCAUAUUUUCAGUGUGAUAAUGGCCGCUGUAUUCCCAUGAACUGGAAAUGUGAUUCUGAGAAUGAUUGUGGUGAUAGUUCUGAUGAAGGUGAUUUUUGUGCCAAUAAGACAUGCUCUUACUUCCAGUUUACUUGUCCCAGCACUGGAGCAUGCAUACCUCAGGCUUGGGUUUGUGAUGGUGAUAAUGAUUGUUAUGACAAUAAAGAUGAAGAAGGCUGUCCACCUAUAGCAUGUACAGCAGCCCAGUUCAAAUGCAAUAACCAAAGGCAGUGCAUUCAUGAAUCCUACAAAUGUGAUGGAAUCCCUGACUGUGAUGAUGCAUCAGAUGAAUUAGGAUGCCCUACAGUUGGGCCAGAUGAAUGCAAUGAUGAAAGUCAGUUUAGGUGUGAAAGGUCUGGCAUUUGCAUUCCAAAGAGCUGGAGGUGCGAUGGAACUGCCGACUGUGAAGAUUCUUCAGAUGAGCCUUACACCUGUGGAGAGGUGACGUGCCCUAACAGCCACUUCCAGUGUAGAAAUUCAAGGUGCAUAUUCCACUCCUGGUUAUGUGAUGGUGAAGAUGAUUGUGGUGAUGGCUCUGAUGAACACAAUGAGCAAGCCUGUGGAAAGCCAGCCUUCAGGUGUGGUGCUGAAAAGUGGAUGUGUGAAGGAGUCUUAAACAUCUGCAUCAACAACACUCAAGUUUGUGAUGGCAAAAAAGAUUGUCCAAAUGGAGCUGAUGAAGGACCGGGGUGUGAUCAAAAUGACUGUGAUGAUGAUGUUCUGUGCUCUGUGACAUGUAUGCAGACACCAAAUGGUCGUGAGUGCACCUGUGAUGCUGGAGAACAACUUAUGGUUGGCAGUUCCACAGACUGUGAAGACAUCAAUGAGUGUAACCCUCCAGGCAUGUGCUCCCAGACUUGCACUAAUGAAAAGGGUACAUUCAUUUGCUCCUGUGCUAAGGGAUACAGAUUAGAUGCAUCUAAGACAACAUGCAAAGCCCUUAAUCGCUCAGAGGCCUUCUUAGUAAUCAGUAAUCGCCGCAGCAUCUUAAGUGCUGACUUACACCAACGGAGCUUAGAAAGAGUGCCAGUGCUGGUAGAAAAUGUUGUUGCCACAGCUUCGGACAUGAAGAAUGGCACACUCUUCUGGUCAGAUAUGAAAGUCAAGCAAAUUGUGAAGCUGGAGAAGGGAGGCCAACCAGAAGUUCUUGUAGGAAGCGGGUUGGACCUUGUGGAAGGUUUGGCUUAUGACUGGAUUACUGGUAACAUAUACUGGGUAGACUCACGGCUUAAUGCUUUAGAAGUUUCCCGGAGAGAUGGUUCACACCGCAUCAUCCUUCUCAAUAAAAACAUUUCACAGCCAAGAGGACUGUCAAUCGACCCCCUGGAAAAUGCACGUUGGCUGUUCUGGACUGACUGGGGAGACAAUCCAAGAAUAGAACGUGUGUCCCUGGAUGGUCAGAAACGGUCUGUCAUUAUCAAUUCAAAGAUAUUUUGGCCCAAUGGUCUUACUGUUGACAUUCCAAACAAGCGGAUCUACUUUGCUGAUUCAAAGCUCGACUACAUAGACUUCUGCAAUUAUGAUGGAACUGGGAGACAACAAGUGCUGUCCCAGAGCCACUACUUACUUCACCCACACUCUUUAUCCAUCUUUGAAGACAAUGUUUAUUGGACUGACCGCCAGCUCAACAGAGUUCUGUCUGCCCACAAAUUCCAUGGCAACAAUGAGUCUGUUGUAUCACAUCUUGUAUCACAACCUUUAAGUAUACAUGUGCACCAUCCAGUGUUACAGCCUGAUGAACCAAAUCCAUGUGCAUCCAACCCUUGUGCACACAUGUGUCUUCUUAAACAGCCAACGGGAUAUACAUGCUUGUGUCGCUCAGGUUAUAAACUUCAGGGUGGUAAAUGUAAUCCAGCGGAAACCCCUUACCUGAUGGUGAUGAAAGGUGGCCAGAUAGUGGAUGUGGCACUCAACCCUGGAGAGAAAGGUGCUGCAGGGUUCCUCACACCCAUUGUUGGAGUUGAAAAUGGACUUAUGUUAGAUUAUGAUCGGAGUAAUGAAAGAAUCUUCUGGCUUGAAGCCAUCAAAAAGGACAGUGAAAAUGGUACAAUCUAUGCUAUGAGUAUGGCUGGUGGUAACAAAACAACGUAUCUGGACCUGGGAAUUGUUGGAUCACCCUACACGAUGGCAUGGGAUUGGGUUGGCCAGAACAUGUAUGUUGGAAACCGCGUUGCCAACAACAUAGAAGUUCUUAAACUGGAUGGCAAGAACAAAUACCAGAGUGUGAUCCUAGAUAAUAGUGGUGAUGCUACUGGAGUUGGCAGACCCAAGUCUAUGUGUCUUAAUCCUGUGGAUGGGUUCUUAUUCUGGCUGGAUGACGGAGGUGUUGGUGUUCCCGCUAAGGUCGGUAAAGUUGGAAUGGACGGCACUGAUCCCGUUAUCUUGUACAACUUUACACAACUUCAACCAGAAUUUAUCACAAUUGACAUUGAAGCCAAGAACUUGUACUGGUCAACCAGUAAUAAUGCUCAACCAGGUGAAAAAGUGGUUAAAAACCAGAUUAUGACCACUGAUGUGUAUGGAAGGGGCCUCAAGAUAAUUCUUAGUGAAGCUAACCAUAUAGGUCUUCCCAGAGCUCUAGCUGUUUAUGAGAGCAGCUUGUACUACCUUGACUCCUUGUAUGAAAAAGUAGAACGUGUGGACCUCCCGGAGGGUGGGAAUCCCCAGUUGUUACUUGAUAAUGAACCUAAUCUUAAGUCCCUGAAGGUGUUCCAGAAGCGGCCAGUCAUAAACUCAAAUCCAUGUAUGGUGGGUAAUGGGGGGUGUAAACACAUAUGCAUCCCAAAGAUCAACAAACAGAGAGUCUGUAGAUGCACAACUGGCUACAAACCUGAUGGUGAGAGAAACUGCAAACCUUAUGAAACGUUUGCUAUUGUGUCCCAGUUGGAAAUUGUACGAGGCUACAGUCUCGAUGGAGCUGGGGAGGCCAUGUCUCCCAUUGCUGGUCCUGGUCAUAAUGUUCUCCAUGUAGACUAUCACUACUCCAAGAACUACAUAUAUUGGAUUGAGUUUAAUCAAGGUGGCUCAAAUGGCAUCUAUCGAUCAAGGUCGAAUGGUUCUGAACUUGAAGGUGUUGUCACAGAUGGCAUCGGAUCUAACGGAAUCCGUGGUAUAGCCAUUGAUUGGAUCACCAAUAAUAUGUACUUCACCAAUGUGUUCCCCCAUGAAACCUAUGUUGAGGUGUCCUGGCUGGAUGGUACUAACAGGAUGGUACUCAAGAGUUUAACAAAAGAUGCUCCAAGAGAACUGGCAGUUAAUCCAAUCAAGAGGUAUUUGUACUGGCUUGAUUAUGGUCAGUUCCCAAUGAUAGGUAGAUCAUAUCUUGAUGGGGACGACUGGAAACCAAUAGUGACUUCUGGUGUGAGUAGUCCACGAGACCUCACCAUAGACAUGUUUUCCCAUGAUGUUUACUGGGUCGACUCUGCACUUGAUGGCAUCAACAAAGUCAGUUAUGAUGGUAGCAAGCGGCAAUUUAUUCGUCGCAAUUUACCCAAUCCCAUGGGCAUUGCCCUCUACAAUAAUUACGUGUACUGGAUUGACCGUAACCUUGCUACAAUCUUCCGUGCAUCCAAAUACCCAGGUAACACAACCCAGGCAGAACGCAUCAAGACCAAUAUGGAUAAUCUAAGGGACAUUGCCAUCUUUGAUAUCAGCAACCAACCAACUAAGGUUGAUACACCAUGCACAAGGCUUGGUAAUGGAGGCUGUGCUCAACUGUGCUUCUCAUUCCCUGUUGAAAAAUCAAUCAAUCCUAGCUACCGAUGUGCUUGUGCUUCUGGAGUCUUGGGUGAGGACACACGAAGUUGUGAAGACCCCAAAGAAUUCCUCGUUUUUGCCACGAGAGCAGAAAUCCGUAGUCUAUCUCUGACUGUCAAGAGCAAUAAUGUACCUUUUGAAACCGUUAAAGGAUUAACCAAUGUUGUUGGCAUUGAUUUUGACUACAAGGACAGUCAACUGCUGUUCACACAAAUACGACCAGACACAAAGAUUGCCAAGGUUCCCAGCAAAUCACCUUCCUUAGAAAAUGUCACACCAAUUUUGGAUAAAGGAAUUAAUCCUGAAGGCAUAGCAUAUGACUGGACAUCAAAGAAGAUAUAUUGGACUGACUCUGCUAAUAAUAGCAUUUAUGCCAUGAAUCAAGAUGGUUCACACAUUGUCAUGAUCAUUCAAGUAGAACGACCUCGUGCAAUUGUUUUGGAUCCUUGCAAUGGACAUAUGUACUUCACUGACUGGGGAAGAUACGGUACAUCAGGGAAGAUUUAUAGCUCCACAAUGGCUGGGUCCUUCAAAGAGGUGAUCAUCGGUACUGAUCUCUCUCAGCCAAGUGGCUUGGCUAUAGAUUAUGACGAUGGAAUGCUGUAUUGGACUGAUGCAGUGAAGGAGAAGAUUGAAAGAUCUUACCUCAAUGGAACUGGCAGAGAGCUUCUUAUUUCAGCAACAAUUUAUCCUUUUGCAAUAACAGUUCAUAAAAACUUUAUAUAUUGGACUGAUCUCCAACUCCGAGGAGUGUUCAGAGCAGAGAAAUAUACUGGCGGAAACAUGGUCGAGAUGGUACGCAGGCUGGAAGAAUCCCCAAGAGACAUUCACGUCUUCUCUGCAGAUAGGCAAAAGUGUGAAACAAAUCUGUGUAAGAUCAACAAUGGUGGAUGUGCCCAAUCAUGUCUCCCAAGUGCUGAUAAUCAGGUUGAGUGUAAGUGCAAUGCAACUAUGAAGGUGGUCAAUGAAAACAAGAUGUGUGUCCCACAGAACUACAGUUGUGAUGUUAACAAAUUCUAUUGUGCAAAUGAAAAAUGUAUAUCCCGCUUAUGGGCUUGUGAUGGUUCAGACGACUGUGGUGACAACUCUGAUGAAGAUAGAAAGUACUGUACAUAUCACACAUGUAGUCCUAGUGAGUUCCGCUGCAAGAAUGGCCGCUGUAUUUUCUCUACCUGGAAGUGUGAUCAUGAAGAUGAUUGUGGUGAUGGUUCAGAUGAAGAAGGGUGUGAGUAUCCCCCGUGUGCUGAGGGAGAAUUCACAUGUGCCAACCAUCGGUGUAUUCCAUUAUCACAGUUAUGCAAUGGUGUCAAUGACUGCAAGGACAAGCACACAUCUGAUGAGACAAGGGAACGUUGCCCAGAGGUGACAUGUCCCUCCAACCACCUAAAGUGUGAGAACACAACCAUAUGUGUGGAGGCCUACUGGUUAUGCGAUGGCGACAAUGACUGUGGAGAUAACUCGGACGAGAAUUCGCUUCAUUGUUCAAACCGAUCGUGCCCACCAAAUAGCUUUAGGUGUCCAAAUCACCGUUGCAUCCCUGGCUCUUGGCACUGUGAUGGUGACGAUGACUGCGGAAAUGGAGCUGAUGAGCCUGGCGAGUACUGUGAGCAAGAAGGUCGCACCUGUUUUGGAGACCUCUUCACCUGUGAUAAUGGAAACUGUGUACCAAAGAUCUACAUCUGUGAUGGUGACAAUGAUUGCUUGGAUGGCUCUGAUGAAGAUGAUAGACACAAAUGCAACAACCGCAAGUGUAAUGAAGAAACAGAAUUCACAUGUAAUGCCAAUAAGCAGUGGGGUCGAGCAAUGUGCAUUCCAAAGAAAUGGGUGUGUGAUGGUGACCCAGACUGUGUGGAUGGUGCAGAUGAGAACUCCACUGCACUUUACUGUCCUCCACCACCAGACUGUGGGGAAAAUGAAUUCAAGUGUAACAACAGACGUUGCAUCAGCAAGGACUGGGAAUGUGACUUUGACAAUGACUGCGGUGAUGGUUCAGAUGAAGGGCGGGAAUGCAACGAGAAGUACCGAGAGUGUACAACUGAUGAAUUCAAUUGCUCAAAUGCCAAAUGUAUACGUAAAACUUACUACUGUGAUGGAGAAGAUGAUUGUGGGGACAAUUCAGAUGAAGUUGGAUGUGAGCCGGAGAAAAAGUGUGAGCCAGGGCAAUUCCAGUGUAAAAAUGGAGAAUGUAUAGCCAUGAAGCUAGUGUGUAAUAAAGUGAGUGAGUGCUCUGAUGACUCUGAUGAACCACUUCAUUGCAAUGUUGAUGAAUGUGCAAAAGUGGAACUACAUCAAUGUGGACACAAAUGUAUUAACACUCUCAUUGGCUUUGAAUGUGCAUGUAACACUGGAUACAAGCUCAUGCCAGAUGGUAAGGCAUGUGAGGAUAUGAAUGAAUGCUUGGAGACCCCAGGUGUGUGUUCACAAACGUGCUUCAAUACCCCAGGCUCUUACAACUGCAAGUGUGAUGAAAAAUAUUACGAACGAGAACCAGAUGGUCACACAUGCAAACGGCGAGAUGAUACACCACCAUGGGUAUUCUUCACCAAUAAAUACUAUGUGCGAAGGUUAACUACUGAUGGAUCACAAUAUUUACUGAUGCAUCAAGAUCUUAGAAAUGUUGUAGCUCUUGACUUUGAUAAUAAGGAGGAAAUGUUGUACUUUGCAGAUGUAACAGCAAAGACUAUAUAUAAAGGUAAAAUUAAUGGCUCAGAAAAGCAAGAAGUAAUUAAACAUGAUAGCCAUGGACUUGAAGGCCUUGCAGUUGAUUGGAUAGGACGGAAAAUAUACUGGUUGGAUAGACAUAGCAAACAAUUAGAUGUAGCUGAACUGAAUGGAACCAAUCGCAGAACAUUGAAAGCCAGUGGAAUCAAUGACCCAAGAGCAGUAGCUGUCCACCCAGGUAUAGGAUACGUUUACUUUACUGACUGGCACCUUCAGACAUACAUAGGACGUAUUGGCAUGGAUGGUUCAAACUUCUCUCGAGUUCUUAGUUUUGAUGAUAAGGUAAUAUGGCCCAAUGCCCUCACUUUUGAUUAUUUUACUGAUCGAAUCUAUUGGGCUGAUGCUCAUCUGGAUUACAUAGCAUUUGCUGAUCUUGAUGGCAAAAACCGGCACGAGGUCAUACAUGGUACCAAAGUUCCACACGUGUUUGCCAUCACUGUGUUUGAUGAUUAUAUGUACUGGACGGACUGGAAUUUGAAGGCUAUUCUAAAAGCUAACAAGUUUACUGGUGAAGAUUUCCAGUUCCUCCGCAACACCACGCACCGACCCUAUGACAUCCACAUGUACCAUCCUUUACGUCAGUUGCCAUACAAAAACCCCUGCGGUGACAACAAUGGCGGCUGCUCUCAUCUGUGUUUACUCUCACCUACUGAAAAUGGAACAGUUUCAUUUACCUGUGCUUGUCCUGACCAGUUCUUCUUACAACGAGACAAUAAGACUUGUAGUGCCAACUGUACUCAAGGACAGUUCCACUGUGCUGGAAGUGAUGACAAGUGUAUUCCCAAGUACUUGAGGUGUGAUGGCGCGAAGGACUGUGCAGAUGGAGCUGAUGAGCCCCCAGGUGAUAUAUGUCCAAAGAGUAAGUGCCGAUCUGGAUAUUUUCGGUGUGAAGAUGGUGAGGGUUGUGCAGCACCCACGCAGCUCUGUGAUGGACAGACUGAUUGUAAAGAUGGAUCCGAUGAGAAUAAUUGUCACCUUGGAUGUGCAGAUCUGGAAUUCAAGUGUAAGACUACGGGCAAAUGCAUCAACAUAGCCUGGAAAUGUGAUGGAGAUAAGGACUGUCGUGACGGCUCAGAUGAGAGCGGCUGUGAUAAUCGACCAUGUGACGAAGAAAUAGAGUUCAAGUGCGAUAAUGGGAAGUGUAUAUCAAAACAGUGGAAAUGUGACCAGGACAAUGACUGUGGUGAUAACUCGGAUGAACCUGCAUUCCUUUGCCGACAGAACAAUUGCACUGAAGGAUGGCGAAGGUGUCCGGGCCGUACAAAUUACCGGUGUAUACCAGAGUGGCUGUUCUGUGAUGGCAAAGAUGACUGCCGUGAUGAAACAGAUGAACUGGUUGAACACUGCCCUAAAUGUCACGAAAGUGGAGACUUCCGGUGUACGAAUGGACGCUGCAUCCCAAAGCGUUGGUUAUGUGACUUUGAGAAUGACUGCGGUGACAACUCUGAUGAAGGAGAGGAGAUGUGCCGCACCCAAUACCGGGAGUGUUCAGAGAGUGAGUUCCGGUGUAGUAAUAAUAAGUGUAUUCCAAACCGUUGGCGUUGUGACCACGACAAUGACUGUGGAGACAAGUCAGAUGAAGAGAAUUGUGGUGAACACAAGUGCAGGCCUAGCCAGUAUCAGUGUUCUUCUGGUCACUGUAUCCAGGAACACUUCCGCUGUGAUGGCGAUCGCACCUGCCAUGACCUGAGUGAUGAAUUGGGUUGUCCUCCACGCUACCCAGGCGAACGCUACUGCCCAGAUGACAGAUUCCAGUGUGACAACCAUCUUUGUGUGGGGAUGCAAGAUCUUUGUGAUGGAACCAAUGAUUGUUAUGAUAACUCUGAUGAACGUGAAACUCUUUGUAAUAAUUACACCUGUAAUACACUACGGCGUUUCCAGUGCAACAACCACAAGUGCAUCCCUCUUUAUCAAAAAUGUGAUGGAAUGGACAACUGUGGUGAUGGGUCAGAUGAGAACAACAUGACUAUUUGCUCCCAUCGACCACGACCUUGCAGAUUCAAUGAGGAAUAUCGUUGUGCCAAUCAUAAAUGCAUUCUUUCAAGCAAAAUCUGUGACCACGCUGAUGACUGUGGGGACUCCUCCGAUGAGCUUGGUUGUCAUACUUUCUCAAACUGCUCAGUGGGUGGAUGUGAGCAGUCAUGCUUGGAUCUUAAAGAUGGAGGCUAUGUUUGCCAUUGUUUGCGAGGAUUCCGAAUUUCCCCAGACAACCCAAAAGUUUGUAUUGACAUUGAUGAAUGUGCAGAGUUUACUCAUAAUUGCUCACAUCUAUGCACCAACGUGAAUGGAACUCAUGCUUGCUCAUGUCGGGAAGGAUUUAUAAAAAAACAGAAUGGUGUUUGUCGACUGAAAGAAGGAGCCAUCACUCUUGUUUAUUCUGAUAGCCCAGAAAUUCGAGCCUUUAACAUAACAUCCAAUAGGGCUUUGAAUGUCAUCAAAGGGGACAGCAUAGAGUCAUUAGAUUAUGAGCCUAAAUCUGGUAUUGUAUACUGGACCGACUCUUAUGGAAAGACUAUUAAAAGAUCAUAUCUUCCUGGAUCACCUGAAAGGGCAAAUGUGACAAUGGGUUAUGCUCAGAAUUUGGAAAUUAAAAGUCGAGCCAAACCUACUGGACUUGCCAUUGAUUGGGCAGCCAUGAAUCUUUAUUGGAGUGAAACUGACCGAACUGGAAACAAACCUCGCGGUGCUAUAUUGGUGGCUACCCUCGAUGGACGGUACCGCCACUCAGUCAUCGCCACUGGGUUGGAAGAUCCUACCUCAGUAGUUGUUGAUCCUGACCAUGGUUACAUGUUCUGGACAGACAUUGGCUCUAUUCCAAAAAUAGAAACUUCUUGGAUGGAUGGCAGCAAAAGAAGAAUCCUCGUCUCUGAUGCCAUUAGCCAACCUACGGGACUGACUAUUGACUUUGCAAUGGAACACACGCUGUACUGGGUGGAUGCCAAACUCAACAAGAUUGAGAUGAUGCGUGAAGAUGGUUCCAAGAGAACUCUUGUUGCUACAGGAAAUCACCUGAAGCAUCCUCUGGCUUUGGAUGUCUUUGAGACCAGCUUAUACUGGGUUACACGUGAUUCGGGAGAAAUCUAUAGCAUGGAUAAGUUUGGACGUGGGGUGCCAGUGAAACUCCCAGGAGAGUUUGCUAACCCAUCUAGUAUUAAAGUUUUUGCAGACAAGAGAUAUAACACAAGUAUAAUCAGCAUAUGCCAAAGGGACACCCCGUGUAGCCAUCUUUGCCUCAUUAUCCCUCAGGGCUACAAGUGUGCCUGCCCUGAUAAUAAGGGAGUCAAGAAUACAUACCCUAACUGUGAUGCUCCACACGAGCCCAUGAAAGCUAAACCCCUCGGCUGUGGGUGUCUACAUGGAGGCGUCUGCACAAUGAACAGUUCUAAAGUUCUUCGUUGUGAGUGCCGUGAGGGCUAUUCCGGGGAGCUUUGCGAGACCUAUGUGGCACGCAGCUUUAUUCCACGACAGCCUUGGUCACCUGCCACUGUGGUCGUACCCAUAGUGCUCAUCAUCCUAGUACUAGGGGUACUUGCGGCUCUAUAUGUUUUCUUUAAUCGCCGUCAUAUAACACUGAAGGGACGAGGCCUUCCUGGUUCAAGUGUAGUAUUCAGACAAGGAACCAACGUAGAGAUUGGGCCACCGUCAUUCAUGGCUCCAACAGAAGGGGCAAAUGGGCUACCACAAUGGAAGCAGUUGCCUUCUGCAUACACUGUGCCGAUAGAAGGAGAAGUCAAUCUUGGAGAGAUGGCUGCAAAGAAUCACAAUUUUAGCAACCCCAUGUAUGAUGCCAUGGGUUCCAUGGAAGGAGCACAAACUGAACAGACAAAUACUAGAGGGCUCUGUGAAGUGCCUUUAGAGACUAGCACAACUAGGGGGUACAAUAUGGAGAAUCAAGAAACUAGUAAUGGUUCAACUCAACCUGCAUCUCUAGCUGUUCUCUCUCCAGCAAACAUGAUGCAAAGAUCUUCACCUAACUUACAGAUCCGUAAAAAAGAGCUUAGUCCUUCAAGUAAUGAUACUGGCAAGGAUACACAAAAGCUUGUGGUGGAGGAUGAUAACUCAGAAUGCUAAGACUGUAUUAAGACUUGUGUUGUACACAGAACUUAUUUUGGGCUAAUUGAUGCAGUGCUGCCACUACCCGUGCUAAGGAUUGCCGUCCCAAAUGCAAACCAGAUCAUGAUAGUUGUAUUUUAAUGGAAAGACAGAUGAAGAUUUGACACUGUUGUGCUCUGAUUUGUAAGAUUGAUGUUAUCCAGUGUAUUGUUACACUUCCAAAUUUUAUAAAAUAAAAUUCCAGUUUUUAAGGAUUUUUAAAUUUGUAACCAAAAUGAAUUUGGUGCUCAGUGUAUGAAGUGACUAGUAAAUGUGGGAGUUAUCUGGUACAGUAUAUAGAACUUCAUAUAAAGUUGAAACUAUUUACCAAACUAAAGUUAAUUGUCAGAUUAAUAAUAAAUGAGAACUCAUGGGAGUUAUGGUACUAAUUUUUUUAAAUGUACAAUGUAGUAAAUGAUUGGUUGGAUAUAGUAAUACUGUAUGUAAAUUGCUCUAUUUUUACACAAACAUAUAGACUGUUUGUAUAUUUUCAUCUUUGUAGUACCAAGAUUUUUUUUAUAGUUUAUUUUAGGGCCAGAGGUCUUUAACUUACAAAAAAUGGUCCUGAUUUUACCAUAGUUAUAUACAUUUUCCUCCUAUUUAUCUCUCAUUGCUAACAUUUCAUUGUUUUAGAGGCAUUGAAUGAAUUUUGUAGAUUUCAUAUAUGAGGUGACAUAUUACGUCUAUUUUAUAUUGAAGCCAAGCCGUCCACAUUAAAUAUUAUAUGACAUUCCAUAUGGUAGGAGUAUUAAUGAUGUACUUAUUUGAAGUGACUUGAUGUACAAGAUUUUGUUAAAUGGGUUAGUCAAUUGUAUCCAAUGAACUAACCUAUGGUAAGAGCCUCGUAGAUGAAUGUUCUAUAUUUGGUUCUCUUGCAGAAUUUUGGAGAUUGUGAGAUUUAUUUUAAAACUUCAGUACCCGAUUGUAUCCCUUUGACCAUCUCCAGGGCUCGUGUGUGCAUAUAUAUAUAUAUAUAUAUAUAUAUAUAUAUAUAUAUAUAUAUAUAUAUAUAUAUAUAUAUAUAUAUAUAUAUAUAUAUAUAUAUAUAUAUAUAUAUAUAUAUAUAUAUACACACACACACAGGUAUAUAUAAUACUGCAGAGAGGCACCACUGCUUUUACCAAUGGAAUUAUUCCUAUGGACAUUUUUGUGUAAAUAAAGGUUAUGUAUAUAGAUUGAAUACUGAUUUAUUACAAUUUGCUGUGAAUGUGAAGAGAGUUUAUUGUAGAUCAUUUACUCAAUUCGUCAACAUUUGACCUUCAUUUAGGUAUUGGAGAAGUGUAUUACAUGACCCAUCAUAAGGAGCCCUAUCUUAACAAUACUUUCUGAUGUGGUUGUAUUAUGUUGAAUUGUUUCUAUUGUUAUAGGCGUGCAAUAAUUAAUAAUAUUAAAAUA
Molecule: messenger RNA, 15032 nt
Organism: Homarus americanus (American lobster)
Lineage: Eukaryota; Metazoa; Arthropoda; Malacostraca; Decapoda; Nephropidae
Gene: mgl
Product: low-density lipoprotein receptor-related protein 2-like
Exons: 56
Coding region: 246-13616 (4456 amino acids)
Molecular function (GO): calcium ion binding; protein binding
Source: RefSeq, a predicted model, not a curated record